AUGUGUCAACAUAGAGGAACCUCGUGGAAGGCAAAUCAUUGGCUAUGGGAGUGGGGUCAGCUAGCCCAACUUUACACGAUCACAUAUAAUCAAAGACUGGAGGCGCAAAAGGUUCAGUAUAUGAAGCAACUGCAAGGAAAGUACCGUUAUGUUCGCCAAGCUGUGUUGCUGGACUGGCUAAAGAAACUUUUGGAGAAACAAGGCAUAUAAAUAAAUUUACUAAUUAUAAAUAAAUUAUAGGACUGCAAGGACCCAUUGGC
Molecule: messenger RNA, 260 nt
Organism: Meloidogyne enterolobii
Lineage: Eukaryota; Metazoa; Nematoda; Chromadorea; Rhabditida; Meloidogynidae
Source: the annotation of a GenBank genome assembly